Schizophyllum commune H4-8 is the source of this 837-nucleotide messenger RNA. RefSeq lists its product as uncharacterized. Lineage: Eukaryota; Fungi; Basidiomycota; Agaricomycetes; Agaricales; Schizophyllaceae. The record is from RefSeq and is a predicted model, not a curated record. The transcript has 2 exons. The coding region runs from base 229 to 780 and encodes 183 amino acids.
GGCCCAGAGGCAAAGCGAAUGCGAGAGGACUCACCCGAGGACGAUGCACCGCUGCCAGUCAACGCCCUCUUCCUGCCACCUCCCGAGGCGCGCACAGCCCUCGCACCGGAACACAUUCAGGACGCGUUCUCUCGCAUGCAAACUGACUGGUCGCAUCGGAGGUUCGCCGGGAUGAAGAAUUUCCGUGGCGGGCUUGUGCGCACCCGUGUCUCUCUCAUCUGAUUACCCAUGUCUUCGUCAUUCGAUAGUCUCCUCACUCGCCCGCCUCCCCAUCUGACGGCCUUCUCGCACAACAUUUACCCGAUUUUUCUGCACACAGGGCAAUGUCUCGUUCCUUGCAUUAUCAGCUAUCAUGUUAUCUUGCCACAAUUGUAUUUCAGGGCUCGCUUUGCUCAUUAUCCACGUCCUUGGCCUCCCGACGACCACGGAAUGUCUCUCAACUGUCGUUGCCUGGGCCAUGUCUCUCCUCGUCGGCCUUUCCUUGUUUGUCCAAUGUCUUAUACUCCCAUCGAGCCCUUCGAUACCGGAGCCUGCUCGGGUUGCGUCCGUGGCACCCAGUGGGUUGCUUCCGAGGUCCUUGAAACGCCGGGAGCGAUUUGCGUUGGGCAUUCCGAGACGACGAGAAUCAAGACGAAAAUGGCAUUCAAGAUGGGGAAAAUGUUAUGGAGGCGCGGGGGCAAAAUAAGGGCAGACUCAGAGGGUGAAGGUGGAUCUUGGUGGCCCUAUUGUUUUCGUCAGCAACAGAAUGGAGUGCUACUCGGCCACUGCACCCCUUGGUGAAGCCGACUUGAACGACUGACCUCUUCAUUACUAGUGAAGCGCUCUACCACUGAGCUA